UGUAAAUAAUCAAAUAGAUGUACUUGAUUAUGUGGACCUAGUAUGACUAUUUUAUAGUAGAUAAAAAUGGUACUUCUCUUUUAAUAGAGAAAUAUGAAAUAAUGAAUGAUAUUUUAUCUAUUUAUUUAAAUAAAGUAACUUGUUAAAAAUAUGUUAAUUUACCAAUUUAAUUAAAUUUUCAUUUUGAUUCAUUUAUUACUUCUAUUUUAAUAUAAUAUUAGAUUUUGAUCUGCGGUUUCAAAUUGCGGAAUAAAUUUUUGGACAUUAAUUUUUUUUUUGUCAAAUAUAAUUAACAAUUGAAUUUAAAUAAUUAAUUUGUAAAGUUUAUAAGUUAGAAUUUUUGUACUUUGGUGAGGUAUAAUAGAUAUUAAGUCUCUCUAGAGUUAAUAAUGACUUGUAAAAUAAGUUAUAAUAUUUACAAGUACAACACUUCACCCGUUAUUAUUUAGAUGCUUUAAAUUUUAUUCUGAAUUUAUUUUGAUUUAUAUAUAUAGUUGCAAAAUCAUAACUUACAUUAUUUGUAAUCUUAUAACCUAAAUAUUUUAUGGAUGACCUUGUGUUCACAACGUGAUUAAAUUCAAGUAUAUAGUUGGAAAUUGUUAUUUACAUUUUUGAAAAAUCUGCUUAGUACGUUGCAGAUGGAUAUAUAAGGGAUAUAUAUACAAUUGUUGAUGAACUGGGAAUCCCAACAGAACUUCUCCCUAUAUGCUUGCUACCUACGGUUUCCCCUAACCAGAAAGCUGAUUAUGAACCUCUGAUUGAUGGAGUUCGAUCUCGAAUGAUUAUUUGGUCGACAAAACUCUGUUCUUUGUUGGCUUCUUUCAAUUAGUCCAGUCCGUGACUGUAAACAGUAUAAACUUCCGAAGCUAUGCAUUUUGUCUUCCUAAAAAGUGUUUCGAGAAAACAGAAAGUCUUUGCACAGCCUUCUUGUGCUCUGGUUCUCCAAACCCAAAAGUUAAAGGAGGAAUAGGACUCUUACACAAAAUUGCUCAAGCGUUCUCCUUAAAACUGAUAUGGCGUCGUGUCUCGAAUGAGCAAUCUCUUUGGAUAGAAUGGACAGUACAUGUCAUCUUGUUAAGCUAGCUCAGCUUUUGGGUUGAGUUCUUAAUCACCUAUGGCUUUAAUUCGGUCUAAUCCGAAUACGACAUCCGACCCCAACGUGUACUAUCUACGCGAUAAUGGAGUCCAAUUUUGAUAGAGGCCUAACUUGAUCUCAUUUCACCAUCUUCCAACAUGAUAGAAAAAACAAAAAAAGGUGAAAUAAGAUAUAUCGUCAUUUGUUUAGUUGUUACAAUUAUAUGAUCUCCUUUGUAAAGUACCAAAGGACAGACUGAUCUUUAAAUUUUAUAUAAGUAAAAAUUUAAAAAGGGUCCACAUUUCUCACCCCACCGACGAUUUUUAUUUCUCUUUUUGGAGCACCAUCUUUUAUUACACGCACAAAUCUUUUGUCCUUUUGUCAAUCAAUCAAAGAGUGUUGGGUUGUUGAAGAAAAACUAAUAAAAGACUUUGUUUUGUUUCUUUCUUUAAAAAGAGAAAGACUUGUUUCACUGCUCUGACGGUCUAGGAAACUUCCAUUUUUUUGUAUUAAUUUGACUUUUUCCCGGUUUAAGAUUUGUGUAAGUCCGGUUCGUUGGAUCAAUUUCGGUGAUUUCGUUCGGUUUAUGCCUCUGUAAAUCAUGCCGACCAACAAUAAAAAAGACAGAACAAAAUAUGGAGAGAGACAAAGAAAAAUAUAUGAGAUUUCUUGUCACUUUACUUGCACAUAAAAAGCGAACAUCUUUCGAUCAUUCAAUCUUCUUGUCCUAAACUUAUUGAAAUCGAAAAAGAAAACAAAUGUUUUAUAAAUUCAUAUAAAUCUCAAACUCCAACAUAAAAAAAAAAAGAGUAAGGACUACUAAUCAUCAAGUUUUGACCACUUCUCUCCAUCUGGGUUUCAUCUUCAGUUCCCAUUUUGUCAACUCAAGUUCAGCCCCAAAGAGAGGAGAGAGCGAUCUUUCUUUUUGUCUUUGCUAUUCACAAAUUGAGAUUAUUGUUUCUUUCUCAAGUCUUUUUUUUUGUUUUUGAUUACAUUUAUGGACGUCUCUUGAUUUCUCUUUAUAGCCCCUCUUUCUAAAAGCCAUUUUGUUUCUUUCUGAUUGUACCAAGAAUGAUUGAUCAUCAAAAGGGUUUUGAUUUGACAGGUUUCUUCUAACUAUAAAAAAAAGACCAUCAAAAUCUUAAAAACUUUUUGAAAUGGGAUCUGGAACUGGGUUUUACUCAGAUCAACUAGAUCCUAAAUGGGUCGUUGAUCCUCAACAUCUCUUUGUUGGUCCCAAGAUUGGUGAAGGAUCUCAUGCCAAAAUCUAUGAAGGAAAGUAUAAAAACAAAACAGUUGCUAUAAAGAUUAUUAAAAAGGGAGAAUCUCCUGAAGAGAUUGCCAAAAGAGAUAGCAGAUUUGCGAGAGAGGUCUCUAUGUUGUCUAAAGUUCAACACAAGAAUUUAGUCAAGUUCAUUGGAGCUUGCAAAGAACCAAUCAUGGUUAUAGUCACCGAGCUUUUACUCGGUGGUACAUUGCGUAAAUACCUUGUGAGUUUGCGUCCAGGGCGUUUGGACAUACGUUUAGCUGUUGGGUUUGCUCUUGACAUUGCUCGCGCAAUGGAAUGUUUACACUCUCAUGGAAUCAUUCAUCGUGACCUCAAACCAGAGAACUUGAUCUUGACCUCAGAUUACAAGACUGUUAAACUAGCGGAUUUCGGUUUAGCUAGGGAAGAGUCACUAACCGAGAUGAUGACUGCAGAAACUGGUACUUAUCGUUGGAUGGCUCCUGAGCUUUAUAGCACGGUCACGUUGAGGCAAGGUGAGAAAAAACACUAUAACCACAAGGUAGAUGCGUACAGCUUCGCCAUUGUCUUGUGGGAGCUUAUCCACAACAAGUUACCUUUCGAAGGCAUGUCGAAUCUCCAAGCUGCUUAUGCUGCUGCAUUCAAGAACGUGAGGCCGAGUGCAGAGGAUUUACCGGAGGAUUUAGCAAUGAUAGUAACAUCUUGCUGGAAAGAAGAUCCAAACGACCGACCAAACUUCACAGAGAUUAUUCAACUUCUCUUACGUUACCUCUCCACAAUCUCAGCACCGGAGCUUGUUCCUCCCUCAAUGAAACGUGUUUUCUCGUCAGAAAACACCGUUCUGCCACCAGAAUCGCCGGGAACUUGCUCACUGAUGGCUGUUAGAGACGGAGAUCAGAUUACUACAGACACAAACUCGCCUGAAAAGGAAGGCAGAGGAAGCUUCUUUUUCUGCUGCUAAUUUUAGAUGAUUGUGAUUGGUUUAUUGGUUUAAUAAAAGGGAAUGGAGAGAAAGUGGUUUAAAAUAUGUAAUGAAUAAUAAAUGUAUUUAAUUUGGUGAAAGAUUUACAGCUUAGAGUUAUUGUUAUAAAUUCGUUGAAAUUAUGUAUAGUUUGGUCAUGUUUUUCAA
Molecule: messenger RNA, 3450 nt
Organism: Brassica rapa (field mustard)
Lineage: Eukaryota; Viridiplantae; Streptophyta; Magnoliopsida; Brassicales; Brassicaceae
Product: serine/threonine-protein kinase STY13
Biological process (GO): protein phosphorylation
Molecular function (GO): protein serine/threonine kinase activity; ATP binding
Source: RefSeq, a predicted model, not a curated record